UCCAUCUUCCCCCAAUUCUCUCUCUCUCUCUCUCUCUCUCUCUCUCUCUCUUCAAAAAAUCAAAAAUGUCUCUCACAAUCCCCUCAACAAACCUCUACAGACCUCUAGCAAAUGCAAAACACACUUCAACCCAUCAAAAAUCAACCCUAAAACCCAGAUCCACAACCCUCUGCUCAUCCUCCUCACCCGACCCACAACCCGAUUCCACCAAAUCGGCUCUCCAAGCCUUCUCAGCCGCCUUAGCUCUCUCCUCAAUCCUCAUCUCCGCGGCUCCAAUCCCGCCGGCUUCAGCCGACAUCGCCGGCUUGACUCCAUGCAAGGACUCAAAGCAGUUCGCUAAGCGCGAGAAACAGCAGCUGAAGAAGCUGGAGUCGUCGCUCAAGCUAUACGCGCCGGACAGCGCGCCGGCACUGGCGAUCAAAGCGACGAUGGAGAAGACGUCGAGAAGGUUCGCGAAUUAUGGAAAACAGGGACUUUUAUGCGGGUCGGACGGGUUGCCCCAUUUGAUAGUGAGUGGGGACCAGAGACACUGGGGCGAGUUUAUAACUCCGGGUAUUUUGUUCUUGUAUAUUGCUGGGUGGAUCGGGUGGGUGGGUCGGAGCUACCUUAUUGCUAUCCGAGAUGAUAAGAAGCCGACCCAGAAAGAGAUCAUUAUUGAUGUACCGUUGGCUUCCAGCCUCCUGUUUAGAGGGUUUAGCUGGCCUGUGGCGGCGUACAGAGAGUUCGUUAAUGGUGAUCUCAUUGAUCCCACCGUUUGAUUUCAAUUCCUCUUGUUAAAAUUGUUGUUCAUGUGUAUGUGUGUGUGUUUUUUUGGGUUGGUCUUAUGUAAUCUAAUACUUCUUUAAAAUUGUUUGCCUUUGCCUAGUGAAGUGAUUGUUAACCCUGAAUACUGGUUUGCAACUUUUUUUUGUUAGUGCUAAAUUAAAAAAAAUUAUGAUGAAAA
This is a messenger RNA of Camellia sinensis, 943 nucleotides long. It is a transcript of the gene PSAF, whose product is annotated as photosystem I subunit F. Gene Ontology annotation, cellular component: photosystem I; photosystem I reaction center; chloroplast thylakoid membrane. The record is from RefSeq and is a predicted model, not a curated record. Lineage: Eukaryota; Viridiplantae; Streptophyta; Magnoliopsida; Ericales; Theaceae. Gene Ontology annotation, biological process: photosynthesis.